This is a messenger RNA of Heterocephalus glaber (naked mole-rat), 204 nucleotides long. Lineage: Eukaryota; Metazoa; Chordata; Mammalia; Rodentia; Bathyergidae. The record is from the annotation of a RefSeq genome assembly.
AUGCCACAACUAGACACAUCAACGUGAUUUAUAAUAAUUACAACAAUAAUAAUCACCCUAUUUAUUAUAUUUCAACUAAAAAUACUAAACUACCAUUACCCCAACGACAUCAAAACUAAAUCAACCCUCCGCACAAAACAGCAUACCCCUUGAGAAAAAAAAUGAACGAAAAUCUAUUUGCCCCCUUCUCCACACCAACACUAA